GGACAGAGCCUGGAGCGUGUUGCUAUUCCUCCCCUCCCUUCCUCUCUCCGUCUCCGCGGGCGCGGCUGCUGCCCCGUUAGUACCCCCUGCUGGAGAGAAAGAAAAUUACACCGGGAUCCAUGCAGCCGGCAAUGAUGAUGUUUUCCAGUAAAUACUGGGCAAGGAGAGGGUUUUCACUGGAUUCAGCGGUACCCGAAGAGCAUCAGCUCCUUGGCAGCUUAACACUAAAUAAAGCUAACUCUGGCAAAAAAGAUGAUAAAAAAGGCAGCAAGGGAAAUAGCAAAAGUGAAACCAGUCCCGAAGGUGGCAAGACGGCUGUUGUAUUCUCACUGAAAAACGAAGUUGGCGGAUUGGUCAAAGUGCUGAACCUCUUCCAGGAAAAACAUGUCAACAUGGUUCAUAUUGAGUCCAGGAAAUCCCGGCGAAGAAGUUCAGAGGUUGAAAUCUUCGUGGACUGCGAGUGUGGCAAAACCGAAUUUAACGAGCUCAUUCAGUUGCUGAAAUUUCAAACUACAAUUGUGACACUGAAUCCGCCGGAGAACAUUUGGACGGAGGAAGAAGAACUAGAGGAUGUGCCCUGGUUCCCUCGGAAGAUCUCUGAAUUAGACAGAUGCUCUCACAGAGUUCUCAUGUACGGUUCUGAGCUGGAUGCCGACCACCCAGGAUUUAAGGACAAUGUCUAUCGACAGAGAAGAAAGUAUUUUGUGGAUGUGGCCAUGGGUUAUAAAUACGGCCAGCCCAUCCCCAGGGUGGAGUACACAGAGGAAGAAACGAAGACGUGGGGCGUCGUGUUCCGCGAGCUCUCCAAGCUCUACCCCACUCAUGCUUGCCGGGAGUAUUUGAAGAACUUCCCUCUGCUGACUAAAUACUGUGGCUACAGGGAGGACAAUGUGCCUCAACUCCAAGAUGUCUCCGUAUUUCUGAAAGAAAGAUCGGGCUUCACUGUGAGGCCGGUGGCUGGAUACCUGAGUCCGCGAGACUUUCUGGCGGGACUGGCCUACAGGGUCUUCCACUGUACCCAGUACGUCCGGCAUGGCUCGGACCCCCUCUACACCCCGGAACCAGACACAUGUCACGAACUCCUGGGACAUGUUCCACUACUUGCGGAUCCUAAGUUUGCUCAGUUUUCACAAGAAAUAGGCCUGGCCUCUCUGGGAGCAUCUGAUGAAGAUGUUCAGAAACUAGCCACCUGCUAUUUUUUCACAAUCGAGUUUGGCCUUUGCAAGCAAGAAGGGCAGCUGCGGGCAUAUGGAGCAGGACUCCUUUCCUCCAUUGGAGAAUUAAAGCAUGCUCUUUCUGACAAGGCAUGUGUGAAAGCCUUUGACCCAAAGACAACUUGCUUACAGGAAUGCCUUAUCACCACUUUCCAGGAAGCCUACUUUGUUUCAGAAAGUUUUGAAGAAGCCAAAGAAAAGAUGAGGGACUUUGCAAAGUCAAUUACCCGUCCCUUCUCCGUGUACUUCAAUCCCUACACACAGAGUAUUGAAAUUCUGAAAGACACCCGAAGUAUUGAAAAUGUGGUGCAGGACCUUCGCAGUGAUUUGAACACAGUGUGUGAUGCCUUGAACAAAAUGAACCAGUAUCUGGGGAUUUGAUGCCUGGAACCAGUGUCGUUGCCAGCGUGAUCUUUUGGGGGCUUAGCAGCAAUUCAGUCAAUGUCAUGUAACACUGAUAACUUUCUGUGUUGUGUCAUGGCUUGGCUAGUAAGCAUGCAAUUCUGUAUAUCUCUAUCUACGUGUAAUUUACUGUGUUAAUGUGUGAAACACCAUAAGGAACCCAGUGACUACAGAUAACCACUCAUUGUUUGAAAUGUAACCUGUUUAAACGUCUUCAAUAGAUUUGACCUUUCCUGCUUGGUGUCCUUAACCAAACUGCAGCUCUUUAAAAUUUGUUACAAAUAGCCUUCUUCUGAUUCUAGCUUAUUACUUUUUCCUUCUCAGAUCUGAGCUUUUCCCCAUGUUCAUUAGAUAAAAUGAAAAUAGCAGUGAAACUGUUUCUAUAGCCCCAGUGUUUCCACAGCAUUAUUUGAGAUAAACCCAGAAUUGUGUGAAACCUCCCAUCACAUUAACAAAGGAUUCAGUAUUCUGUUUCAAAAGGGAAAACUGGUGAGCACACUAGUUGGAAUGGGUUUUCAAUUGAGUAUACAAUGUAAGAAAAGAAAACAUCUUACAAAUGGAACAGAUAGGGGACAUUGACUAUGUAGAAACUGAGGGGUGACAUGCUUUCCAAAUAAUUUUGGAAGAAAAUGCUUCCAGAGGAGCCAUUAGGAAACACUAAAUGGUGGGCAAAAAAAUCUUGAGACUAUGAAUUUUAUGCUGGAAUAAAGUAGAUUAUCAUGCUCAAUUGUUUAGCCCAUUUUUCUUAGAGAACACUAAUAUCAGAGAGCUUGGAUUUCAGAGCUGUGGAAAUGGAUCUCAGAGAGCUGAAGUGCUAGGCACAGUCAGCGUGCGCUAACAUGUUUACAGACCGCUGGACCCCACUUUUGGAUCACUGAGAAGUUCAACUUGGUGGAUUUGUGUGUAGUCAGAGAAGGGAAACCAAUACUUAUCAAAACUAAGGUUUAUCACUAAAGAGGAUUUGGUUUGUGAUCAAGGGCUGCCAGUAGUACAGCUGUCUCCCCCCACAGCUCCAAGCCAAGCCAGGUCUCUUGAGGGCUUGUCCAGUUUGCCCAGAGUUUGGGCAGAUUUGGGCAAAUGGUAGUGAUACAACACACAUGUCUGAUUAUCUCUGCCCUAAGAGGUAUCAUCAGGUGGUUAAGUGAACAAAUAAAAAACUCCUGAA
Molecule: messenger RNA, 2781 nt
Organism: Lutra lutra (Eurasian river otter)
Lineage: Eukaryota; Metazoa; Chordata; Mammalia; Carnivora; Mustelidae
Gene: TPH2
Product: tryptophan hydroxylase 2
Exons: 11
Coding region: 120-1595 (491 amino acids)
Biological process (GO): aromatic amino acid metabolic process; serotonin biosynthetic process
Cellular component (GO): neuron projection
Molecular function (GO): iron ion binding; tryptophan 5-monooxygenase activity
Source: RefSeq, a predicted model, not a curated record